AUGCGCUUCUUCCAGACUCUUUCGCUUUCAGCGCUUCUCACCCUCGGCAAUGCUGCUGCCAUUGCCAAAGAUUCAAAAGUCCCAGAGCUACCAAAGACUGACUACGAUGCCGUUGUCAUUGGAGGUGGUCCAGCUGGUCUUUCAGCCUUGAGUGGUCUUGCUCGUGUACGAAGAAAUGUCCUUCUUCUCGACAAUGGACUGUACCGAAAUGGACCUACUCGACACAUGCACGAUGUUAUCGGCUUUGAUGGUGUUCAACCUGCAUACUACCGCUAUGAGGCGAGAAGAUUGCUGUCCUACUACGACACUGUCAAGAUGGAGAAUGCCACGGUCACAGACAUCAAGAGCCAAAAGGGCGACUACACUUCCUUUUCCCUCUCAGUUGACUACCCCGGUCAACCCACCAAGAAAAUCACAACCCGCAAGGUCGUUCUUGCCACCGGUAUCAAGGACAUUCUUCCUGACACUCCCGGCAUUGCUGAAAACUGGGGCAAGGGCAUCUUUUGGUGUCCCUGGUGCGACGGUCACGAGCACGCCGACCAACCCCUCGGUCUCAUCGCACCUUUGAACAAGGUUGCCGGCCUUGUUAGAGAGAUGGCCACACUCAACUCCAACGUGUACGCCUUUGUCAACGGAACCGACAACAGUACCACACAAGCCCUCGCAGACCAGGAUCUUCCUCAGUGGAGGGAGUACCUGAAGCUGCACAACGUUACAGUCGACAACAGAACUAUCACAGAGGUCAAGCGUCUCAAGAACGGUGACUCACACAAUGCUGACCCCAGCCUUCCUUCUGUCCCCGAGUUUGAUCUCUUCAGCGUUGAGUUCACCGAGGGCAAGCCCGUUGAGCGCGCUGCGUUCUUGACAAGCUUCCCUGAUGAGCAGCGCUCUGACGUCGGAGAGAAGGCUGGAGUUACACUGUACGGUGGACGACUUCAAGCCAACGGCAGUGCUGGCUUGAUCACCAACGUCCCUGGUAUCUACGCCAUUGGUGAUGCCAACACUGACAACACUACUAAUGUUCCCCAUGCUCUCUUCUCUGGUAAGAGGGCUGCUGUCUUUUUGCACGUUCAACUUGAGAGGGAGACACAGGCUGUUGAGCUCGCUGGAUUGCCCAAGCGAGAGGCUGAACUCCAGGAGCGGGAUCUGUGGGAGACCAUGAACGAAAAGCGUGGUGAGAUGCUCUACGCUGGUGAAUUUGACCAAUAG
Fusarium venenatum is the source of this 1209-nucleotide messenger RNA. RefSeq lists its product as uncharacterized. The record is from RefSeq and is a predicted model, not a curated record. Gene Ontology annotation, biological process: cell redox homeostasis. Lineage: Eukaryota; Fungi; Ascomycota; Sordariomycetes; Hypocreales; Nectriaceae. Gene Ontology annotation, molecular function: thioredoxin-disulfide reductase (NADPH) activity.